Molecule: messenger RNA, 1210 nt
Organism: Drosophila rhopaloa
Lineage: Eukaryota; Metazoa; Arthropoda; Insecta; Diptera; Drosophilidae
Gene: Surf1
Product: SURF1-like protein
Exons: 4
Coding region: 247-1149 (300 amino acids)
Biological process (GO): mitochondrial respiratory chain complex IV assembly
Cellular component (GO): membrane; mitochondrion
Source: RefSeq, a predicted model, not a curated record
AAGAAUUUUAAAGAUAAAUAAUAAGACAAAUUGUCUUUACUAUAUGUUUACAAUUGAGGAAAAUAACUUCCAAUUUUACUUGUUAAAGUUUUCAUUCACAAAAACAAAAAAAAGAUUUAGUUAAAAUAUAGUGUGACCAGUGGCUCUGCGCCUCUAUAACAACAACCAACGGUCGUACCAGCACACAUAACUUCCAAUUGUAAAUACAUAAAUAAUUAGGCACAUUAGGAUUAAAUCAUACAAAACAUGCUGCGUUUGGGCACCCAAAUGUGCCGGCAAGUGGCCUUAAAUAAGCAGAAUGUGUCCUGCAUCCCAGGCAGCAAAAAUACACAGAUAUUGGUCACCAGGAAGAUGACACAACAGCGAACGCCGGUGGAUUGGACCACAAGUAUUCCCACAAAGGCGGCUAAGGACAAGGAAAAGAUUGCUCCAUUGGGAUGGUUUCUGCUGCUUAUACCCGCCACCACUUUUGGCUUAGGCUGUUGGCAAGUAAAGCGAAAGAUUUGGAAGGAGCAGUUGAUCAAGGAUCUUAGUAAGCAACUUAACACAGCUCCUGUGGAUUUACCAGAAGAUCUCAGCGACCUUUCUCUCAUGGAAUACCGUAUGGUCAAGAUUCGUGGACGUUUUCUUCACGAUAAAGAAAUGCGCAUGGGUCCAAGAUCACUCAUACGGCCCGAUGGCGUGGAAACCCAAGGAGGACUCUUCUCGCAGCGGGACUCAGGCAAUGGUUAUUUAAUAGUGACCCCUUUUCAGCUGGCAGACAGAGACGACAUUGUGCUUGUAAAUCGUGGAUGGGUCUCCCGCAAGCAAGUGGAGCCAGAAACACGUCCUUUGAGUCAACAGCAGUCGGAAGUGGAGCUCACAGCCGUGGUGCGCAAAGGAGAAGCCCGACCUCAGUUCACACCCGACCAUAAAGGCAAUAUCUACCUAUAUCGAGACCUGCCACGGAUGUGUGCUUGCUCAGGAGCUGCCCCUGUAUUCCUGGAUGCCAUUUACGAUGUCCAGGCCGCUAAAAAUGGUCCUAUCGGCGGCCAGACGCGCGUAACCCUGCGCAACGAUCAUCUGUCGUACCUAGUCACCUGGUUCAGCUUAUCGGCGGCCACUUCCUUUCUCUGGUACAGGCAAAUAGUCAAGAGAAUACCUUUCUAAGAAGUUCGUAAAUCAAACGCUCUGUUGUUAUUUUUAUAAAAUUUACAUGCUCUCGUGUAAA